Strongylus vulgaris is the source of this 126-nucleotide messenger RNA. The record is from the annotation of a GenBank genome assembly. Lineage: Eukaryota; Metazoa; Nematoda; Chromadorea; Rhabditida; Strongylidae.
CUCGGUUCCAGCAUGGGCCUACCGGUGUCGGCAGUGUUGAGCACAAUUGAUCAGCCGUCUCUUGGGCAGUCAUCGAUGCAUGAUUUGGGAGAUGGCCAACAACACGAACAGUACUGGCGACAAUGA